Molecule: messenger RNA, 982 nt
Organism: Aedes aegypti (yellow fever mosquito)
Lineage: Eukaryota; Metazoa; Arthropoda; Insecta; Diptera; Culicidae
Product: steroid receptor RNA activator 1
Exons: 3
Coding region: 171-887 (238 amino acids)
Biological process (GO): regulation of transcription by RNA polymerase II
Cellular component (GO): nucleus
Source: RefSeq, a predicted model, not a curated record
UGUACAACAAUAGUUUAGCGUGUUCAUUUACUCCAGUUUGCAAAACAUUAGAAAUUGAUUGGAUCUUUCUCUUUUAUUCAAUUUUCAAAGUACCUAUACGUGUUUUUUUAUACCCAAGAUCUAAUCUUGAACUUUUAAUUUGUGAUACACUUUAUUUUAAUAUCUAAACUAUGAGUGCCGAAAACUACCGAAGUGCUAACAAAUCUCAUGAUCCUGGUUGGAAUGAUCCCCCAAAGAUCAGCUACAGUCCUGGAGUGGCUGCCGGAUCUGGACCGACGUCAAAGUUAAACCUGAAUAAGCGCAUAGCUUUCCCCGUAGCAAAGACUGACACUCGCUCAAAUCAACCAGCAGUAGGAGAUGGGGGUACUCUUCCUCAAUUCGUAACAGGUGCUUCCGGGGGAAUCGCGAGCCCACUCCCACCUGCCCCACCCAACCGAUCUGGGCCACCUUUACCGCCAAUGGCUACCACAGGCACUCCUCCCCGGUGCAAUAAACCGGGUACUAAUGCAUCAGAGGAAGGAACUCUGAUCCUCCCAUCGAACGAAGAAAUGAAAGAUUCGGUGAAGACCACGCUGGAAGAGUUACUUAUGAAAACGGAAACUUCCAGACAGACGGAAGUUCGGAAACGAUUAGAUGUAAUGCUACAAUCCUGGACGGACGGGAAGCUUAGCGAUGGGCUGACCAAAAAACUAUACCAAUUAGCUCAAGUGCUUAAUGAAAAGAAAAUAGUGGAGGCGAACGAAAUUCAUCGGUCUAUCAUAGUCGAGCACGGGAAGGAAUGCGUUCAGUGGGCUCCCGCUCUAAGGCAGUUAAUUCAGGUUGUUCCCAAGCAGGAAGAAAGUUCAUCGAACGUUGAAACGCAAGAACCUAUUGUAAACCCACUGUAAGUGGACUUGGCUACGUGCAAAAUUGAAAAGAACACCGCAAUAGUAUUGCGAAUAUAUAAAAAAUAAAAGUAUAUCGAUAUUUUAUUUCCGUUAAA